Messenger RNA from Betta splendens (Siamese fighting fish), 1918 nucleotides. It is a transcript of the gene tbx5a, whose product is annotated as T-box transcription factor 5a. Gene Ontology annotation, biological process: positive regulation of DNA-templated transcription; pattern specification process; cardiac left ventricle formation. The transcript is spliced from 9 exons. Gene Ontology annotation, molecular function: RNA polymerase II cis-regulatory region sequence-specific DNA binding; DNA-binding transcription factor activity, RNA polymerase II-specific. The coding region runs from base 311 to 1888 and encodes 525 amino acids. The record is from RefSeq and is a predicted model, not a curated record. Lineage: Eukaryota; Metazoa; Chordata; Actinopteri; Anabantiformes; Osphronemidae. Gene Ontology annotation, cellular component: nucleus.
UCAACGGGGUCGGCUCACAAAACGGUCCACAGCUUAAAAAUGCACAAAAAGGCACCGAGGAGCGCCGCGUAGCUGCCACCGCGCUCCGCGAGGAUCUUCGCUGCCGCAACUCCGUUCGCACGGAGCGUGGACUAACUGUGCGCGCAAAGAAGAUUCAUGGAGAAUUCGCACGGCUUCGUCGCGCAAAACGCCUGGAUUAUCUGAUUUGGGACGAGCACGCGAGCGUUUAAGCGGCGGGACCCUGCUGUGUUGUGACGCGACGCGGUUGUAGUUUUGUCGUCGGGACGGUGCAGUUGUCGAAGCUGCGGUCAUGGCGGACCAAGAGGAGACCUUUGGCCUCCAAAACUCUCCUGGUGGCUCGGAUUCGAGGGAAACGCAGAGCGAUAAUAAAUCAGAGAAACAGAACGGGACCUCAAACAAAUCCCCAUCAUCGCAGACAACUUACAUCCAGCAGGGAAUGGAGGGAAUAAAAGUCUACCUGCACGAGAGGGAACUGUGGAUGAAGUUUCACGAGGUGGGAACAGAGAUGAUCAUCACCAAAGCCGGAAGGCGAAUGUUCCCCAGCUUCAAAGUCAAAGUCACAGGAUUAAACCCCAAGACGAAAUACAUUCUCCUGAUGGAUGUUGUGCCUGCGGAUGAUCAUCGAUACAAAUUCGCCGACAAUAAAUGGUCUGUGACCGGGAAGGCAGAGCCCGCUAUGCCCGGGAGGCUCUACGUCCACCCGGACUCUCCGGCCACGGGGGCGCACUGGAUGAGGCAGCUGGUGUCGUUUCAGAAGCUGAAGCUAACCAACAACCACCUGGACCCGUUCGGACACAUCAUCCUGAAUUCGAUGCACAAGUACCAGCCGAGGAUCCACAUCGUGAAAGCGGAUGAAAAUAACGGCUUCGGCUCCAAAAACACCGCAUUCUGCACUCACGUCUUCACGGAGACCGCGUUCAUUGCGGUGACGUCCUACCAGAAUCAUAAGAUAACUCAGCUGAAGAUUGAGAACAACCCAUUUGCAAAAGGCUUUCGUGGGAGCGAUGACAUGGAGCUGCACCGGAUGUCCAGAAUGCAAAGCACCAAGGAGUAUCCGGUGGUUCCGCGCAGCACCGUGCGCCAGAGGGUGGGCUCCAGCCAGAGCCCGUUCAGCGGCGAGGUCCAGGCCAUGGGCGCCGCCGGCGCCCUGGGCUCCCAGUACGCCCAGUGUGAGAACGGGGUCACCAGCACCCAGCAGGACCUGCUGCCCCAGUCGGGCUCCUACCCCCUGCCGCACGAGCACGGCCAGGACUACCACUGCAUCAAGAGGAAAGUGGAGGACGACUGCCACUCAGGCGAGCACGGCUACAAGAAGGCCUACCUGGAGAGCUCGCCCGGCGAGGACGACCAUUACUACCGCUCGGCGGGCUAUGCCCAGAGCCUCGGCCUCGGCGCCGGGCCCUACCGCGGCGAGUCGGGCCAGCGGCAGGCGUGCAUGUACGCCGGCGCCGCGCAGGGCGCCGAGGCCGUGCCGAGCCUGGAGGACAUCAGCUGCAACACCUGGGCCGGCGUGCCGCCCUACGCCAGCUGCUCCGUGGCCGCCAUGCAGCCCGUGGAGCGGCUGCCCUACCAGCACUUCUCGGCCCACUUCACCUCGGGCUCCCUGGUGUCCCGGCUGGGCGGCGUGGGCGGCCACGCCUCGCCGCAGCUGCCCGACGCCCACCACGCCGCCAUGUACCAGAGCUCCGUGACCCACCAGGCUCUGGGCCGCCAGUGCAGCCCCGGGGCCGGGAUCCAGUCGCCGACGGGCAGCCUGCAGGGGAACGAGUACCUGUACGCGCACGGCAUCCCGCGCACGCUAUCGCCGCACCAGUACCACACUGUACACAGCAUCAGCAUCAUGCCAGAGUGGAGCGAGAACAGCUAAAGGGGAGAGCGAUUGGGGGGGGGGGGGGGG